Otolemur garnettii (small-eared galago) is the source of this 10279-nucleotide messenger RNA. It is a transcript of the gene REV3L, whose product is annotated as REV3 like, DNA directed polymerase zeta catalytic subunit. The record is from RefSeq and is a predicted model, not a curated record. Gene Ontology annotation, molecular function: nucleotide binding; DNA-directed DNA polymerase activity; DNA binding. The transcript is spliced from 35 exons. Gene Ontology annotation, cellular component: zeta DNA polymerase complex; nucleus. Gene Ontology annotation, biological process: double-strand break repair via homologous recombination; error-prone translesion synthesis. Bases 51 to 9308 code for a protein of 3085 amino acids. Lineage: Eukaryota; Metazoa; Chordata; Mammalia; Primates; Galagidae.
GCCGCUGCCGGGUCGCCAGUGAAGGGGAGGCAGUGGCGGCGGCGGCGAACAUGAUUUCAGUGAGGAUAGUGACUGCCGACUACUACAUGGCCAGCCCGCUGCAGGGGCUGGAUAUCUGCCAAUCCCCCCUCACCCAGGCCCCUGUCAAGAAGGUGCCGGUGGUGCGAGUCUUUGGAGCGACCCCGGCAGGUCAGAAGACAUGUCUUCAUCUACAUGGCAUCUUUCCUUACCUCUAUGUGCCAUAUGAUGGUUAUGGACACCAGCCAGAAAGCUAUCUUUCUCAGAUGGCAUUCAGUAUCGACAGAGCACUUAAUGUGGCUUUAGGCAAUCCAUCUUCCACUGCUCAGCAUGUGUUCAAAGUGUCAUUAGUAUCAGGAAUGCCUUUCUAUGGUUAUCAUGAGAAGGAAAGACACUUCAUGAAGAUCUAUCUUUACAAUCCUGCAAUGGUGAAAAGGAUAUGUGAACUUUUGCAAAGUGGAGCCAUAAUGAAUAAAUUUUACCAGCCUCAUGAAGCGCAUAUUCCCUACCUCCUACAACUCUUCAUUGACUACAAUCUGUAUGGAAUGAAUUUAAUAAAUCUGGCUGCUGUCAAGUUCCGAAAGGCAAGAAGGAAAAGUCACAAUGGAAUAAAACCAGAGAUCAACAAUAGGAAUUUGGAAACUAUACAUAGAUGGAAAUUAAACAGUUACACAAGUUAUAAGGAAAGCUCUUUAAUAUUGGAGGGUGUUGAACCACAGAGUACAUGUGAAUUAGAAGUCGAUGCUGUAGCCGCUGACAUCUUAAAUCGGCUGGACGUUGAAGCUCAAAUUGGUGUAAACCCUGGUCUACAGGCCAUAUGGGAAGAUGAAAAGCAACGGCGAAGAAACAGAAAUGAAACCUCUCAAAUUAGUCAACCUGAAUCACAAGAUCGCAGGUUUAUGCCAGCAACAGAAAGUGAAAAAAAAUUUCAGAAGAGACUUCAGGAAAUUCUCAAACAGAAUGAUUUCUCUGUAACAUUAUCAGGAUCUGUGGACUAUAGUGAUGGAUCCCAGGAUUUCUCUGCUGAGUUAACAUUGCAUUCUGAGGUUCUGUCUCCUGAAGUACUUCAGUGUACACCAGCCAAUAUGAUAGAAGUCCACAAAGACACAGAGUUGAGCAAAGGUCACAUUAGACACAAAGUAGAAGAAGCCCUUAUUAAUGAAGAAGCAAUUUUGAACCUCAUGGAAAAUAGUCAGACUUUUCAGCCUUUGACCCAAAGACUGAGUGAGUCACCAGUUUUCAUGGACAAUAGUCCUGAUGAGGCUCUGGUACAUCUUCUUGCUGGUUUGGAAAGUGAUGGAUAUCAGGGGGAAAGAACUAGGAUGCCAUCACCAUGUCGCCCUUUUGGAAAUAAUAAAUAUCCCCAAAAUAGUGAUGAUGAAGAAAAUGAACCACAGAUUGAAAAAGAGGAAAUGGAGCUUAGUUUGGUUAUGUCCCAGAGAUGGGACAGCAAUAUUGAAGAACAUUGUGCCAAAAAGAGAUCACUGUGCAGAAAUACCCACAGAAGUUCAACUGAAGAUGAUGACUCAUCUUCAGAAGAAGAAAUGGAAUGGAGUGAUAAUAGUUUGCUUCUAGCCAAUCUUUCUAUACCUCAGUUAGAUGGAACUGCAGAUGAAAAUAGUGACAAUCCAUUGAACAACGAAAAUUCUAGAACCCACUCUUCUGUGAUUGCAACUAGCAAGCUGUCAGUAAAACCCUCCAUUUUUCACAAAGAUGCUGCUACAUUAGAACCCCCGUCUUCUGCUAAGAUUACCUUUCAAUGUAAACACACAAGUGCCCUUCCUUCCCAUAUUUUGAACAAGGAAGAUUUAAUUGAAGACCUUUCACAGCCAAACAACAUAGAAAAAGGUCUAGAUAAUUCAGUCACUUCUUUUACAAAGGAAAGCACUUAUUCUGUGAAAUACCCUGGAUCUAUUAACAGUACUGUUCAUUCAGAAAAUUCUCAUAAAGAGAGUAAUAAGAAAGAUAUCCUCCCAGUAUCUUCCUGUGAAAGUAGUAUUUUUGAUUAUGAAGAAGAUAUUCCAUCUGUUACAAGACAAGUACCAAGUAGAAAGUAUACAAACAUUAGAAAGAUCGAAAAGGAUGCCCCUUUUAUACAUAUGCACCGUCACCCUAAUGAGAAUACAUUGGGUAAAAACUCUUUCAACUUUUCUGACUUAAGUCAUUCAAAAAAUAAGCUAUCUGCUGAAGGAAAUGAAAAAGGAAACAGCAUAGCUUUGAACAGUUUAUUCCCUUCACCAUUUACUGAAAAUUGUGAAUUGCUGUCAUGCUCAGGGGAUAAUAGAACUAUGGUACAUUCUCUUAGUAGCAUUGCUGAUGAAGGUGGUCUAAAUAAACUUAAAAUUAGAUAUGAAGAAUUUCAAGAACAUAAAACAGAAAAACCAAGCCUCAGCCAACAAGCAGCACAUUAUAUGUUUUUUCCCAGUGUUGUUCUUUCUAAUUGUCUCACUAGACCACAGAAACUAUCUCCUGUCACAUAUAAACUACAACCUGGCAAUAAACCAUCUCGGUUAAAACUAAGUAAAAAGAAACUUGUAGGUCAUCAAGAGACUUCUACCAAAAGUAGUGAGACUAGAUCCACAAAAGAGAAUUGUAUACAAAAUAAUCCUUGUAAUAGUAAUCCUGAGAAGGAUCAUGUAUUGGCCAGCGAUUUAAUUAAAACCACUCGUGGAACUUUUGAAAAUAAAACACUUACAGAUGGUUUGACAGACUGUCACUUUGGAGAUGGAAACUUAGAAACUGAGCAGUCUUUUGGACUUUAUGGAAAUAAAUAUACACUUAGAGCCAAACGCAAGGUAAAUUAUGAGACUGAAGACGGUGAGUCAAGUUUUGUAACACACAACUCAAAAAUUAGCCUACCUCAUCCUAUAGAAAUUGGUGACAGUCUAGAUGGAACUCUAAAGUCUCGAAAACGAAGGAAAAUGUCUAAAAAGCUGCCCCCUGUCAUCAUAAAGUAUAUUAUUAUUAACAGAUUUAGAGGGAGAAAAAAUAUGCUUGUGAAGCUAGGGAAAAUAGACUCUAAAGAAAAACAAGUAAUAUUAACAGAGGAAAAAAUAGAACUAUAUAAAAAGCUUGCACCUUUGAAGGAUUUUUGGCCAAAAGUUCCUGACUCCCCUGCAACCAAAUAUCCUAUUUAUCCACUAACACCAAAGAAAAGUCACAGAAGAAAGUCAAAACAUAAGUCUGCUAAGAAAAAAACUGGUAAACAACAAAGGACAAAUAGUGAAAAUAUUAAAAGAACUUUGUCUUUCAGAAAAAAACGGUCACAUGCUAUUCUUUCUCCCCCGUCACCAUCUUACAAUGCUGAAACCGAAGACUGUGACUUAAAUUAUAGUGAUGUGAUGUCUAAACUAGGUUUUCUUUCUGAGAGAAGCACAAGUCCCGUAAAUUCCUCUCCACCUCGCUGCUGGUCUCCAACAGAUCCAAGAGCUGAAGAAAUUAUGGCUGCUGCAGAAAAAGAAGCACUGCUUUUUAAAGGUCCUAAUAUGUAUAAUACCAAGACUGUUAAUCCUCGUAUGGGAAAAAAUAGUCGAGCAAGAGCACAGGUUAAGAAAUCAAAAGCAAAGCUUGUUAAUCCCUCUGUAGUUACUAAGAAAAGGAACAAACGAAAUCAAACAAAUAAAAUAGUAGAUGAUAGAAAAAAGAAACCAAGAGCAAAACAAAAACAAAAAAAUGAGAAAGGCACAUCAAGAAAGCACAUAACACUUAAAGAUGAAAAAAUAAAAUCUCAGUCUGGUGCUGAAGUUAAGUUUGUGCUAAAACACCAGAAUGUGUCCGAGUUUACAAAUAGUUCUGGAGGCUCUCUACUUUGUAAACAGAAAGAUAUACCACUAACAGGCUCAACUGUUGAUCAUCCCCUUUCUAAUCCCCUACCCACUGGAAUUAAUGCACAACAGAAGUUAUCUGGCUGCUUUUCUUCAUUCUUAGAAAACAAAAAAUCUAUAGAUUUGCAGACAUUCUCUAGUUCACGAGAUGAUUUGCAUCCUUCAAUUGUCUGUAGUUCCAUAGCACCUGGAAUCUCAAAAAUUAAUGUUCAGAGUUCUCAUAAUCAAAGUGCUAUGUUUACUCUAAAGGAAUCAACUUUGAUUCAAAAAAAUAUAUUUGACCUUUCCAACCAUUUGUCUCAGGUAGCACAGAAUGCUCAGAUAUCUUCGGGUAUAAUGUCUCCAAAGACAGAAGAUAAUGCAAACAUACAAAAAAACCAUUUGUCAACUAUUGGAAAGUUAAAUGAGUAUCGUAAUUCCCUAGAAUCAAAGCCGGACCAGGCAUAUGCCCCUAAUUUUUUGCAUUGCAAAGAUAGUCAGCAGCAGAUUGUGUGCAUGGCAGAACAGUCAAAGCACAGUGAAACUUGUUCUCCAGGAAAUGCAGCUUCAGACGAAAGCCAAAUGCCUAAUAAUUGCUUUAUAACUUCCUUGAGAAGUCCAAUCAAACAAAUAGCAUGGGAUCAAAAACAAAGGGGUUUUAUUUUAGAUAUGUCAAAUUUUAAACCUGAAAGGGUAAAGCAGAGGUCAUUGUCAGAAGCAGUUUCACAAACCAAAGGACUUUCUCAGUGUAAAAAUCGAAACAUUUCAACACAUUCAGCAUUUGGUGAAGGACAGUCUGGACUGGCAGUUCUAAAAGAAUUGUUACAAAAAAGACAGCAGAAAGCACAAAAUGCAAGUACUAUGCAAGACCCAUUACCUAAUAAACUUCAACCAAACAAAAAUAUUUCUGGUUCCCUUGAACAUAACAAAGCAAAUAAACGGACACGGUCAGUAACAUCUCCAAGAAAACCUCGAACUCCCAGAAGUACAAAACCUAAAGAAAAAAUUCCCAAACUUCUAAAAGUAGACUCUCUAAAUUUACAAAACUCUAGUCAAUUGGAUAACUCCUUAUCAGAUGAUAGUCCCAUCUUUUUUUCAGAUCCCGGUUUUGAAAGUUGUUAUUCACUUGAAGAUAGCUUAUCUCCUGAACAUAAUUAUAAUUUUGAUAUUAACACAAUAGGUCAGACUGGAUUUUGUAGCUUUUAUUCUGGAAGUCAGUUUGUCCCAGCUGAUCAGAAUUUGCCUCAAAAGUUCCUAAGUGAUGCUGUUCAGGAUCUUUUUCCAGGACAAGCUAUAGAAAAAAAUGAGUUUUUAAGUCAUGACAACCAGAACUGUGAUGAAGACAAGCCUCAUGCCUCAGACUCAUCCUCAUGGAUUAGAUCUGGUACUUUAAGUCCUGAACUUUUUGACAAAUCAUCCAUAGAUAGCAAUGAGAAUCAUCGGCACAACCCGUGGAAAAACAGCUUUCAUCCUCUUACAACUCGGUCUAAUUCAAUAAUGGAUUCUUUCUGUGUUCAGAAGGCAGAGGGCUGUCUAAAUGAAAAAUCCAGAUUGAAUAAGAGUUCAGUAAGCAAAGAAGUGUUUCUUAGCCUUCCACAGCCAAGCAAUUCAGACUGGAUUAAAGGUCACACUAGAAAAGAAAUGGGGCAUUCUCUUGACUCAGUUAAUACCUCUUUUACUACAAUACUCUCCUCCCCAGAUGGUGAACUUGUGGAUGUAGCCUCUGAAGAUUUAGAACUGUAUGUUUCAAGAAACAAUGAUCUGUUGACGCCAACUCCUGAUAGUUCACCAAGGUCUACCAGCUCUCCCUCACAAUCUAAAAAUGGCAGUUUCACACCUCGAACUGCUCACAUUCUAAAACCACUUAUGUCCCCACCAAGUAGGGAAGAAAUUAUGGCAACUUUGUUAGAUCAUGACCUUUCAGAAACUGUUUACCAAGAACCAUUUUGCAGUAAUCCUUCUGAUGUACCAGAAAAGCCCAGAGAGAUUGGUGGACGUCUCCUCAUGGUAGAAACUCGACUUCCAAAUGAUCUGGCUGAGUUUGAGGGAGACUUUUCUUUAGAAGGACUUCGUCUAUGGAAAACAGCAUUCUCAGCAAUGACUCAGAAUCCAAGACCAGGGUCACCCCUUCGCAAUGGUCAAGCAAUUGUCAAUAAAGGGCCAACUAAUUGCCACAAAACGGUUGAAGAUAAAAAAAUUGUUAUUAUGCCUUGUAAGUGUGCCCCAAGUCGACAACUGGUUCAAGUGUGGCUUCAAGCCAAAGAAGAAUAUGAACGUUCCAAGAAACUGCCUAAAAUUGAGCCAACUGGAGUAAAAUCUGCUGAAAAGUUUAUUUCUUCAGUUAAUCCGGAUGACAAGCCUGUAGUGCCUCCAAAAGUAGAUGUAAGUCCACAUAUACUCCUUGCUACAGCGCAUACCAAGGAGGAUGUUGAUAAUUCUCAGAUUGUUUUACAAGCACCAACCACAGGAUGCAGUAUAACUGUAAGUGAAAAUCAGAGGUUACCACCAGUUGCCUCUGCAAAUGAUCCUGAGAAAGAUGAAGAUGAUGAUGGUAACCAUUAUGUUAGUUCUCCUGAUUCUCCAGUAAUUCCCCCUUGGCAACAAGCAACAUCCCCAGAUUCCAGAUCAUUAAAUGGAGAUGAUCGACCCUCAUCACCAGUAGAGGACCUACAUUCUUUGGCUGUUGAGAAUAUGUUAAAGCCAAUAAAAGAUGGUAUACAGAAAAGCCCCUGCAGUGAGCCUCGGAAUCCUCUAGUGAUAUCUCCAAUUAAUGCUAGGGCAAGAACAGGGAAAUAUGAAUCACUUUGCCUUCAUAGUACACCAGUCAUGCAGAGAAAACCGGAAAGGCUUCCUGAAGUAACGGAUCUUAGCCCUUUAUCAACAGAACCAAAAACCCAGAAGUUGAGUAAUAAGAAAGGAAGUAAUAUUGACACUCUUAGAAGAGUACUCUUAACACAAGCAAAGAAUCAGUUUGCAGUGGUGACUAGCCCAAAGAAGGAAACUUCUCAGAUUGAUGGACCAUCUUUAAACAAUACUUAUGGUUUCAAAGUCAGCAUACAAAACUUACAGGAGGCAAAAGCUUUACAUGAGCUUACAAAAGAUACAGAAAAAACAGAACUCACAGGUGUAAUAGUAAUUGAUAAAGAAAAGACAGUUUUCAGUCAAGACAUCAGAUAUCAGACCCCAUUACUUAUUAGAUCUGGAAUUACAGGACUAGAAGUUACCUAUGCUGCUGAUGAGAAGGCACUUUUUCAAGAAAUUGCAAAUAUAAUAAAGAGGUAUGAUCCUGAUAUUCUGCUAGGAUAUGAGAUUCAGAUGCAUUCCUGGGGCUACCUGUUACAAAGGGCUGCUGCUUUAAGUGUUAACUUAUGUCAGAUGAUUUCUCGUGUGCCAGAUGACAAAAUUGAGAACAGAUUUGCAGCUGAAAGAGAUGAAUAUGGGUCAGAUACAAUGAGUGAGAUAAAUAUUGUUGGCCGAAUUACACUGAAUCUUUGGAGGAUCAUGAGAAAUGAGGUGGCUCUAACAAACUACACCUUUGAAAAUGUGAGCUUUCACGUUCUUCAUCAGCGUUUUCCCCUCUUUACCUUUCGGGUCUUGUCAGACUGGUUUGAUAACAAGACAGAUCUAUACAGAUGGAAAAUGGUUGAUCAUUACGUUAGCCGUGUCCGUGGAAAUCUCCAAAUGUUAGAACAGCUCGACCUGAUUGGGAAAACCAGCGAAAUGGCUAGACUUUUUGGCAUUCAGUUUUUGCAUGUACUGACAAGAGGUUCACAGUACCGUGUGGAAUCAAUGAUGUUGCGUAUUGCUAAACCAAUGAACUAUAUUCCUGUGACACCUAGUAUUCAGCAGAGAUCCCGAAUGAGAGCCCCACAGUGUAUUCCCCUAAUUAUGGAGCCUGAGUCCCGCUUCUACAGCAACUCUGUUCUCGUUUUGGAUUUCCAGUCACUUUAUCCUUCGAUUGUGAUUGCAUACAACUACUGUUUUUCUACCUGCCUUGGCCAUGUGGAGAACUUGGGAAAGUAUGAUGAGUUCAAAUUUGGCUGUACCUCUCUCAGAGUACCUCCAGAUUUACUUUACCAAAUUAGGCAUGAUAUCACAGUGUCACCCAAUGGAGUAGCUUUUGUCAAGCCUUCAGUAAGAAAGGGUGUGCUACCAAGAAUGCUUGAAGAAAUUUUGAAGACCAGACUUAUGGUGAAGCAGUCAAUGAAGGCUUACAAGCAAGACAGAGUCCUGUCACGAAUGCUCGAUGCGCGUCAGCUAGGACUUAAGCUGAUAGCAAAUGUCACAUUUGGUUAUACAUCUGCUCAUUUUUCUGGGAGAAUGCCAUGCGUCGAGGUUGGUGAUAGUAUUGUUCACAAAGCCAGAGAGACCUUAGAACGAGCUAUUAAACUGGUGAAUGAUACCAAGAAAUGGGGUGCAAAGGUUGUAUAUGGUGAUACUGACAGUAUGUUCGUGUUACUGAAAGGAGCAACUAAGGAGCAGUCUUUUAAGAUUGGUCAGGAAAUUGCUGAAGCUGUAACUGCUACCAAUCCUAAACCAGUAAAAUUGAAAUUUGCACAGGUAUAUUUGCCCUGUGUUUUACAAACAAAAAAGAGGUAUGUGGGUUACAUGUAUGAAACACUGGAUCAAAAGGACCCGAUAUUUGAUGCAAAAGGAAUAGAAACAGUUAGAAGAGAUUCCUGCCCUGCUGUCUCUAAGAUACUUGAGCGUUCUCUAAAGCUGCUGUUUGAAACAAGAGAUAUAAGUCUAAUUAAACAAUAUGUUCAGCGACAAUGUAUGAAGCUUCUGGAAGGAAAGGCCAGCAUACAGGAUUUUAUCUUUGCUAAGGAAUACAGAGGAAGUUUUUGUUAUAAACCUGGAGCUUGUGUGCCAGCCCUUGAACUUACAAGAAAAAUGCUUACUUAUGACCGACGCUCUGAGCCACGAGUUGGGGAGCGUGUACCAUACGUCAUUAUUUAUGGGACCCCUGGAGUACCACUUAUCCAGCUGGUAAGGCGCCCAGUGGAAGUCCUCCAGGACCCGACACUAAGACUGAAUGCCACUUACUACAUCACCAAGCAAAUCCUCCCGCCCCUGGCAAGAAUCUUCUCCCUUAUUGGUAUUGAUGUCUUCAGCUGGUAUCAUGAAUUACCAAGGAUCCAGAAAGCCACUAGCUCCUCUCGAAAUGAACUUGAAGGGCGGAAAGGCACUAUUUCACAAUAUUUCACUACCUUACACUGUCCUGUGUGUGAUGACCUGACUCAGCAUGGCAUCUGUAGUAAAUGUCGGAGCCAACCUCAGCAUGUUGCAGUCAUCCUCAAUCAAGAAAUUCGAGAGCUGGAACGUAAACAGGAGCAACUUGUAAAGAUAUGCAAGAGUUGUGCAGGGUGCUUUGAUCGACAUAUACCGUGUGUUUCUCUGAACUGCCCAGUACUUUUCAAACUCUCUCGAGUAAAUAGAGAAUUAUCCAAGGCACCAUAUCUCCGGCAGUUACUAGACCAGUUUUAAAUUGUCAAUGUCACAGAAUUCCAGGUGCUAUUUUUUUCAGUGUUCACCACUAAACUGUUGUGCAUGGUGCUUUUUCAACUUUCAUCAAGUCAAGGAUGUUCAUUGUCUAUUAUCUGAAGACUUUUAUGCUGAUUUAAAAAUUGUACUUGUUGCUCUGAAUAGCUCACUUCUUACAAUGUACAAAUUCCUCAUUCUUUCACCUUUUAAACAUUGUUUUAUAAUGCAGGUGUUGGAUUUGCUCCAGUAUGUGUGCCAUCUUGUAAAUCCAUUUUAGUAGAUUAUGUUUACUUCCCUGUGGAAGGAGCACCGAAAACCUCUUAAAGAAAAAUCAUUCGUGUGUUUUCCUUGAACUGUCUGUAUCAGGACGUGUAACUUAGAGAUAUCCAUUCACUUUAUAAUUUUGACUGCAAAAUAUUUUGUAAAUACACUUUUUUACUUUUCAAACAACUAAGUAAAAUAAUGUGCAAUGACUUUUAUACAGAUAAUUUUCAAGUUGUUUGGUAUAUUUCUUCUAGGUUUUGCUUGACUCAAAGUAGAUCGUUAUUUUGAUCAAACUGUGCAAACAAUAGUACCAUGUGUAGCAUUUUUAAACAUUAUUUUCUAAAAAUCGCUGUCUUGCUUUAGCAAUUAAUGGGGCAUUGUGAGGAACUGUGCAAAGACAUUUUUGUUACAAACCUGUGGGCCUGUUGCAAUACUUUAAAAAUAAAAAAUUUUAUUCCAUUUUUGCUUGUUUUGUAUAGACAUUUCUAUUGCUCCUAAAUAUGCUUAAAAUAUUUUCUUUCCUUAUGUACUGUACAGUUAAUCUUAUUUCCCAUCAUCUUGAACACAAAAUGUGUAUUUAGAAUAUUUGUAUAACUGUAUAAAAUGAAAAAGGAACUAUGUGGUCAGUGCAUUGUUUUUUAAACUGGAAAUCAUUUUGUUUUAAAAGUUAAUAAUGGAAACCAUAUUAAAAUUGAAUAAAAUAUGAAAUA